This is a messenger RNA of Schistosoma spindalis, 1623 nucleotides long. The record is from the annotation of a GenBank genome assembly. NCBI's taxonomy places the organism in Eukaryota, Metazoa, Platyhelminthes, Trematoda, Strigeidida, Schistosomatidae.
UUAGAAACAUCGAAUAAUAAUUCACCAAUUCUUCACUUAAACACCUCUCCAAUUUGUACAAAAUUAUCUCCAGUUUUAAAUAAUAAUGAUAUACAAUCUACUACUUCAAAACAUUCUUGGUUAGAUGAUGAAACAACUCCAUCACCUUUAAUGAAACGUAUACGUUUAUCAAAUAAUAAUGAAAUAGUUACAAAUUCAUUAUUGAAUAUAACUACUAUUACUACUGAUAUUAAUAAUAGUAGUAUAGUUCCUUCUAAUUCUAUUUCUCAUAUGAAUAAAUCUAUUCUAACUAAUUCAGUACUUGAUUUUCUCACUACAAAUUCAUUCAAUAAUUACAUUAGUAAUGACGAUAGUUGUAAUAAUAAGAUACAGGAAAUCAAUCAAAGUUUGUUUAUUAAACCUAUUAAUGAAGAAAAUUGUCAAGAAACAUUUGCUUCAGAUCAAUUAUUGACACCAGAGAAAAAUUCAUCUAAUUCUAUACUUGAAUCAGUCAAUAUUACACCAAUUCCUUUUACUCCAUUACCUAAAUAUGAACAAAUGAUGACUCCAGAAUUGAAACGUGCUUUAUCUAAAUAUGGUGUGAAACCUCUUCCACGUAAACGUGCUAUACUACUCUUAAAAGAAAUCUAUAAUCAACUUCAUCAAUAUGAAGAAGAUGAACAGAAUCCAUUUAUCCCUAAUAAACAAAUUGGAUCAGUGAAGUACAAUAAUAAUAAUAAUAAUAGACAACUACAAGAGAACUGUAUAAAUAAAGAUAAGAAAUGUAUUCAUAAAUUGAACAGAUCUAAAAAGAUAAUGUUAAAUGUUUCAAAUAAUAUAAAUAAUGUAUCAUUAUUACCUAUAAGUUGUCAAAAUGAUACUACUACUACGACUACUACUACUAGUAACAAUAAUAAUAGUGGUGAUAGUAUUGUUCAACAAGAAGUGUUGUUAUCAACUUCAACUCCUUCCAGCAAGUUACAAAACCUAUUGAAUUAUGAAGUUCUUUCAUCUGAUGAACUAUCUCAUUCAAAUAGUCAAAAACAAAACAAUAAAGACAAGGGUAAUAUCAAUCAAAUUGUAUUACAUUAUUUAAAGAAUAAUCCUAAUUUAUAUAUGAAUAUAUUAACUUAUACGGUAAUUCAAAGUAUAUUCAUAUAAUAACGUUUCUUUUUAGCCAUUAGAAUUUGAUAUUGUACAUAAUAUGCUUAAAUCUGAUGGUAUCCUAAUUGGACAACAAAAGUUAAUGGAUCUUCUUGAUGAUCAGUGUAUUACAUUCACAUUACGUAAUCGUAUCAAACACCAGAAUAAAUACCAUAGUUCAAUAUCUAAGAAAUCAAUUAGGUCUAACAGAAAUAUUCUACAAUAAUAAAUAUAUAUCUAUGAUAAAUAUGAUACCUUGAAUAUAAUGUCUUUCAUAUAAUUAUUAUUAUUCCAUGAACUGAUAUUCUCCGUAUUCUAUGCUUGGUAUUAAAUGUCUCAUUAAAUUCGAAUGUAUCAAAUAUGCAUCAAUCUGCAAAAAAGUAAAAUGAAGUUAUAUUAUAUUAAUUACAACAUGGGUUUAUUCAAUUUCUUCAUGUAAGUGAACUAGGACAAACAAUCAGGUGUUCGUCGACCUACUGGUCGAACGACGAGCACACCGUG